GAUUUCCAAGGGCCCCCUCACAAACCCUAGCAGUCAAGUAAAAAAACUUUACAAGAGGUCCAAAAAGAUGAAGGUGAUCGCUGCUUUUCUCCUCGCGAAGCUCGCCGGAAACGAGAAGCCGACCAAGGAUGACGUGAAGAGCAUCUUCGACUCCGUCGGCGCCGAGUUCGACGAGAAGAAGACGGAUCUGUUCUUUUCUCUGGUGAAGGACCACGACGUGACGGAGCUGAUCGCGGCCGGGAGGGAGAAGAUGGGGGCGCUUUCGUCUGGUGGUGGUGGAGGUGUUGCUAUGGUGGCUGGUGGAGCAGGAGGAGACGAAGGGAAGGCGGCUGAGCCAGCGGCGGAGACGAAGAAGGUUGAGGAAGAGAAGGAGGAGUCGGAUGAUGGUGGCAUGAUGAGUCUUUUCGAUUGAUUUAGUUUAUGACAGAGAUCUGAUGAUGUUUUAGUUUCUUUCUUUCUUGGAUCGUCCUUUUUUUAAGGAUUAUUAAAGACUUUAAAUCUAUCGUUAAUAGAUCUAUCUUAUGUUACGCAGUUA
Molecule: messenger RNA, 535 nt
Organism: Raphanus sativus (radish)
Lineage: Eukaryota; Viridiplantae; Streptophyta; Magnoliopsida; Brassicales; Brassicaceae
Product: 60S acidic ribosomal protein P2-3
Exons: 1
Coding region: 68-412 (114 amino acids)
Biological process (GO): cytoplasmic translational elongation
Cellular component (GO): ribosome; cytosolic large ribosomal subunit
Molecular function (GO): structural constituent of ribosome
Source: RefSeq, a predicted model, not a curated record